Messenger RNA from Daldinia vernicosa, 3126 nucleotides. Its product is annotated as pfs domain-containing protein. Gene Ontology annotation, molecular function: serine-type endopeptidase activity. The record is from RefSeq and is a predicted model, not a curated record. NCBI's taxonomy places the organism in Eukaryota, Fungi, Ascomycota, Sordariomycetes, Xylariales, Hypoxylaceae. Bases 102 to 3059 code for a protein of 985 amino acids. Gene Ontology annotation, biological process: proteolysis. The transcript has 4 exons.
UACAUAUUCGCCAGAGAUGUCUAAACUCACCAAUAACCGGUGAUAUUUUAACUAUUAGGCGUUGGAAGUCUGUAUCUGGUUCCAUCCCAGUUCAAAGCAAGAUGGUGUCAACGAUUUCUAUCACUACCGGGGAUAUCAAUACCACCAAUCUGCUAGUAACCACUUCCAAGACGAUCCAGGAGAUUGCGAAAAUCCUGCGGCUCCGUGAAAACGAUGGGGACCUCAAGGUCUUUUAUGCCGAUUUGACGGCAUACUGUGCCAUGAUACGUGAUCACGCAAACCGCAUUCACAGAGCUGGCAUUAGAAUUGCCGAUAAGUACCUGGAUAGAAUCUUAGCUCAUCUCGGCUCAACCUUGUCAUCUCAUAAAUUGCUAAAACAAUCUACUUGCGGAACCUCAUUUUAUACAAAACUGCUCACAUUCAAUCAGAACUGGGAGCAAAUACGGAAAACUAACGAUGGUACGAAACUCCAAUUCAUUAAGAAUUCUCUCAGUUUCGGUAUCUCUACGAAUGAGCGCAAUGAGUUUAUUGAAGCGCUAUCCUUGUGGGAAGAAGACUUCCGAAGACAAUACCCCGAUGACCCGUCACAAUGGACGGCUGAGGACUUCGCACCCCAGAGAAAUAUCAGCGAACCAUCCUAUGCCGUCUGGAGUGCUGCCAAAUCAAUUUUUUCGGCACUUGUGGCAUGUAAGAACUGUUCGUGCCCAUCUGCGCAUGAUUUCGGAGCUAGGCUUUCAUUAGGUACUUAUCGAAAGCCUGUUUCAGAAGACGAUACUGAGGGAGAUGUCGAUUUCGACAUGUUUCUGUCUAUGAAGAAGGAUUGGCAAGAAGCCCGGGUCCAUACUAUGAAAGAAACAGUCGUCCAAUGGGCGAUUGAUGACGAGGCACAUAACCCCCAAACCAAGCGGAAAAAACCACAGACCCCAGCGAUGAAGGUAAAACGGUUAUGCGACCCGAUCGGGAAGAUCAAGACGAUGACGGCACAUCGACUAGAAUUCAAAGUUACGCGAGGCCAUUUGUAUAAGUUACAAUCGCAGAGGAGCAAAUUCUUAGCCGACAAGACGAAAGACGCCGUGACCCUCGAACAAUUCCUCAGGGGCGGGUCGCACUCAUUUACCGAGAGGACAAGACGAAUCCUUGCCGUACUUCUCAGUUAUGCAGUUCUUCAUCUUCAUGACACGCCAUGGCUAAAACCAACAUGGAAUUCCUCAGACAUCGUCUUCUUUCGUACUGCUACUACCGCAAUCCCUUUAAGACCUUUUAUCCAAACCCGCCUCUCAGAUCUAGAAACAAAUUCGAGCCUCUUCGACCAUUACGUCAAUGGCAAUAGGGAAUACGAACAGGGAGAUUGUGAGUGUAGUGAUGUAGACCCAGAUGAUAUCGACCCAGACGAUCUGGUACGACAUCAGUGUCCAAGUCUCGUCACAUUGGCGGCAAUGCUCAUGGAGGUUUAUUUCGUGACCCCAUUCGAGAUGCUAGCUAAAAAGUACGGCGUUGAGUUAGAGGAUGCAUCAUCGAGCCGCACAACGUUUUUAGACGUAGAUAUGGUGUUUCGCGCUUGUAGAGACGAAAUCCCUGAUAAUUUCCAGUUUCAUUCUGCCGUGGAGAGAUGUCUAGAUCCAACAACGUGGGAAGACGAAGAGGGAAACAAAUUAGACGAUAAGGCUUUAAGAACCAGGAUAUAUCAGGAGGUAGUACGACCACUCGAAAAUGAAUUGAUACAGGCCUACAGCUCAAUCUCAAUUGAUGACCUUGAUCGGUUUGCGCAAACAUUGGAUUUUGGAAGCUGGGAUCAGACAAUCUCGGAUCUGAACGAGCAAACCCAACCAACUCGCGCAUUGAGCCCAAGCGAGACUGUAGAUAGCCUCCAUUCGUUUAGCCCGUCGCCGGAACCAUCACUGCAACACUACUCUCACUAUCUCAAUCCUCUUGCAAAUUUCCAGCAUCAAAAUGCAUUGCUAUGGGCUCAUAAACUUGGGCCUUACUCCCACUUCACACAGAGUCUAUCUCUGUCCUCUUUGACAGAUCAGGAUGUCUACGACAAGGAAUCGAGGUUCUUUGAUGAUGAGACCGUUUCGGAGGCGCACUCUCCCGAAGCAUGCUCAAACUACUUGAACUGGAAGUCCAGGUACCAAGCAGUUUACGAAAAAUUCAUUACGCCCUUCGCUUCAUCAUCGACAUCUCCGCCCGUUAAAAUUGCGAUUCUCGAUACGGGCAUUGAUCCUACUCACCCGGACGUAGAAGCUCGCAGUGAUAACAUCAAAGGCAAGUAUAACUGGCUUAAUGAGAAGUUCAACAAUAGAGUCCAUGAUCGGAAUGGACAUGGCACAUUUUGUUUCGGUCUACUUCUUGAUUAUGCGCCUGAUGCUCAGUUGUACGUAGCAAAGAUUGCGGAGGAUAAGCCGCCUAACCCUAGAGUUAUCGCAAAGGCUAUUACCCUUGCCGUCGACAAAUGGGGAGUGGAUGUCAUCUCCAUGUCUUUCGGAUUCCCUACCUGCGAAAUCGACGGCUAUGAUGAACUCGAGCUAGCUAUUAUGAAUGCUUACUCGAAACAUGUACUUCUUUUUGCUGCUGCUUCUAACAGCGGCGGUCAACGAGGCAGAGCGUAUCCCGCGCGAGAACAAAACGUGAUCUGCAUUAAUUCUACAGACGCAAACGGUAACAGGUCCGGGUUUAGUCCUACUGCCGUCCCCGACGACAUCAACUUAGCGACAGUGGGGGAAGCAGUAGAGUCGGCAUGGCCGGUUCAUCUCUGUGAUGAUGUUUCAAACCCCUCUUGCAUUAAGUAUAAGUCCGGGACAUCAUACUCGACACCGAUAGCCGCUGGUAUCGCCGCAUUUCUCUUACAAUACGCACGGUUGCAUUUACCAGAGAAAGCAGAAAUGCAGAAACGACAGAAACGGAUGAAAGCCGUGCUUCGACGCGUUGCAGAGAAAGGUCCAUCUUACAAGGCUCGAGAUGGGUACCAUUUUAUUGAUAUCAGCUUGUACGCUGACAGCCUGUUUGGUAAGGAUAAGAGGUUUAUUGACCUUACGAUUGGAGAUCUUUUGAUCAGUUGAAGGAGGAUAUAGUCCUGAGAAGACAGUUACAUAUCCACCAACCGAGUAUAAGAUCGCCCGGGUCUUC